AUGGAAUCCUUCGGAUAUCCUAUAUUUCUUUCCCUACUCUCCCUCACCCACGCACAAUCUGAAUCAUCGCUACAGUUUGUGGAGUUGUGGUUCCGACAUGGUGAACGUCUUCCGACACAUUACGUCCAAUUUCCAAACGAUCCUCCUCCUGUCGUCCCGUACACAGAGGCAGAAGCUGGUGAACUCACUAAUAGAGGAAUUCAACAAGCUUAUCAAAGAGGAGAAUUUAUUCGGAAAAAUUACGGUAACUUUCUAGGAAACGUGUAUCGACCAUCACAGAUUAGUGUCUGGACAGGAGUUGAUAAUCGUACGGUCACAUCAGCUCAAGCAGUUCUAUCCGGAGCUUACAAACCGGAUAAGGAUCAUAAAUGGUCAACUACUCUGAAUUGGCAGCCGAUAGCAACACAUACCGAUCCAACUAUCGAUUGGGUGUCCACAGGGAUUACCAGUGUAUGUCCAGUGUAUGAAGAUUCGUUUUACGUAUCCACAGCGUAUCAGGAUAUUUUGACCCCGUUCGAUCCAUCAUUUAUUCAAUUUCUUGAGAACAAAACUGGAGUUGCUGUUGAAUCACCGAUUGAUUUCAAUCAUAUUAUAGAUUCUUUGUAUACAAAGGUCACAAUUAAUGAUCCACGAAUACCGUAUCCGGAAUGGGCAGAAUCUAUUCGAGACAAUCUUACCGAAAUUCGAACGAUUUUUCACAAACGAAUGGUUGAUGCGCAGAAUGAUACAGCUGGAAAAUAUCACGCCGAACUCUUCCUUUCCUACAUCGAAGAUCAUCUUAAUCGCCCCGAACUCGAAAAGAACAAAGCAGUUUUUGUUUCAGGGCAUGAUACUAACUUUCUCGCUUUGGGACGACAUUUAAAUAUUACACCAAUUUCGAAUAAAAUGGUAUCCUAUGCCGCAUUACUUGCCGUUGAACUUCAUUCAAUCAAUGGGACCCACAUUGUCAAAAUCUAUCUCUCUUCAUCAUUAGAGGAUCAACCGCAAAUGGUAGAAAUUGCUCAAUGCAAAAAUCCAUGCAAACUUGAAACGUUACAAACUCUUUUAAAGGACAGUAGAUUAAGUCGAGUCGAUUGGGAACUCGCAUGUCGUGGAUAUGGUCCUCAAAUUCCAGAAAGUGCUGUAUUAACUGUUGCAGGUUCAAUGCUUAUUCUGCUAGCUGUGUUUAUAGUUUCUACAGUAAUACUCGCAUCCACAUUACGUUACGAUCCAUACAAUGAAUUCUCGUAUGUAGCGUUAAAUAAACAACGUCGUGGUGAGGUUGAACGUCGUAACAGUGAAAAACUUGAAAAUCGUUACGGUGCACCAGCAGUGAAGAAGAUUUACGUGAAAGCUAAUGGAGAUCCACGUAGUAAAAGACCAAAAUUAUUCAUUUGGAGAAAAUGGCAAUCACCAACAUUAGCGGAUCUUCGAUCCGAUGUUGGUCCAUACGUUGGUUUAGAAUCUGCUGAAGCUAUAUAUGACAUACCAGAUUCCGAUGAAGAAUACGAGGAAGAAUACCGAGAAUCUCUAACACGUGCCGGUAGAAAUACGUCAAUGUCCGCUCCGGAAAUGUUCGCAUCCAGACAAUCAAUCUACGAUAAUGUGCCAACCCCACUUACCCCACCACCUAAACCUUAUCAAUCCGAGAGAGUGUCAUCGUCACAAGUUCAACGUAAAUUCACCACGCAGGUCCCACAAUUACCCUCCACAUCCCGAACGAAACGAACAGCUCGUCGAAACAGUGUCGGAGGUUUAAGCGAUUGGGAUGAAUACGAGAAAUAUUAUAGAGAUGCGAUUGGAAACAAUUCAGAAUCACCACGAAAAGCACGCAAGAAACGAUAUAGAACUCGUGUUAAAAACAACAACAAUAACAACAACAAUGCAGGAUACGCAAGAAGGGAAUCAAGAAGAUAUUAUGAUGAGGAUGAGGAUCGUUAUGGACGUCGUGCGAACGAUGGAUACACCUCAAAUGAUGAUCGUUAUCGUGUUAGAAAUCCUACAACUGUACCAAGUCGAUCCAGAAGCGCUAACGAUGAUUUUCGGCAGGAUGAUUUCGUGUCAGAUUUCGAUACAGACGAUACGAAAAGAAAAGAUAGACAGGCAUUAGCUAAACAUAAACAGAAAUACUCCAAUCUUACACGAUCCACUAACGACGUCAUCUAUAACCGCCGAGAUCAGACACAUCCAGACGCCUACAUCAUUUACGUAUUCCUUAACGGUCAAGGUAUGGAAUGUCAACAUAUGCAUUUUCAAAAGAAACAACUUGCUAAAGGGAUGAAUUACGUCCUAGAGCUUAUCGCUCGCCGUUUCAAUGUGAAUCCAUCCAAAUUAUGCGAUAUGGAUGGACAUCGGAUUGCAGAACCUUCACAGUUAAUGUCAAGAGGUGCCUAUGUUCUUGUAGCAGCUGGUCAAUCAUUCCGUGAUACAUGGUAUUUUCUUCCGGAUAAUGCAAUAGAUACAAGUUCUGAUCGAGAUCGAAUCGAGGAACGAAAUGAUCAAAGAGAUCGUCUCCUACAACGAAGAGAGCGACGAGAACGGACUAAACUAAAAUCUCAAAAAUCCCAGCAUAGAACACAAACGAAUGAACGGAACGUGAAUCAAACGGUAACGCCUGGUAGACGUUUUGGUAAUACUUACUCAUAA
This is a messenger RNA of Necator americanus (New World hookworm), 2625 nucleotides long. RefSeq lists its product as uncharacterized. The record is from RefSeq and is a predicted model, not a curated record. Lineage: Eukaryota; Metazoa; Nematoda; Chromadorea; Rhabditida; Ancylostomatidae. The transcript has 23 exons. The coding region runs from base 1 to 2625 and encodes 874 amino acids. Gene Ontology annotation, biological process: intracellular signal transduction; dephosphorylation. Gene Ontology annotation, molecular function: phosphatase activity.